This is a messenger RNA of Nelumbo nucifera (sacred lotus), 1020 nucleotides long. RefSeq lists its product as uncharacterized. The record is from RefSeq and is a predicted model, not a curated record. Lineage: Eukaryota; Viridiplantae; Streptophyta; Magnoliopsida; Proteales; Nelumbonaceae. Gene Ontology annotation, molecular function: metal ion binding.
CUUCUCCAUUCUCUGUUCUCACCGCUCAUGGUUCCUGAAUCGGAGAGGUAUCGAAUCAUUGAAAUACAGGUCCGUGUGGACUGCAAUGGUUGCAUACAAAAGAUCAAGAAGGCGUUAAACGGCAUUAAUGGUAUACAUGCUCUCUACAUUGAUAUCCCCCAACAAAAGCUAACAGUUGUUGGGUGGGCUGAUCCUGAAAAGAUCAUCAAAGCCAUCAAAAAGACCAGGAAGAUCGCCACCAUUUGCGCAUACACAGAAGCAAGCGAUCCUCCGGCGGAACCGUCGGAACCAGCGCCGCCCGCCGAAGCCACCCCACCGGCAGAGCCUCCCAAGGACACACCACCACCACCCGAAAACCCACCAGCUGUCGAGAUGAGACCGUCACCGGUAGCUGUCGACACCGCCGAAGCACAGCCGGUGCAUCUAUCUGGGCCCAACGACGUAGAAGAGAUCCAUGUAAUAAAUCACCAUCACCCACAUGAUCAUUACUAUGGGAAUGGAUACGCGUCUGUUCCUGAUCAUGGAGAUGGACUGCGAAACCAAGCAAACCAAGCACCCGUUUAUGUGGCUCAUGGCUACAACACCUACAGACCAUCGCCUUACAUAUCUGAAUACGAGUACAUCCAUUCCCCACCUCGACGAACCAGUUACAGUAGGACGGAGCACUACAGCGAGGAUUAUUAUUACAGCCGCAGUAACAGUGAUGGGAACAAUAUUACAUCGAUGUUUAGCGACGAGAACCCAAACGCUUGUCGAAUAGUCUAAAAGGAUGAACACAGAUCGAGGUUAGUAGGAAAAGAGCUCUCUUAAUUACUUUUUGCCGCUAAAGAGAGUCUUUUGCAGGAAGCUAACGGAGAGCGAUUAGAGAUAUAAUUAGCAUAAAUGGAUGACAGUAAUGAGCAAGCAAGUGAGAACGCUUUGCCUGAAAGUUUAAAAUAAUAUUCUUAGCUUGUAAAGGCAGGAGGAAUUGAUCCUGCAUUCCACCACUAAGAAAACAAGGAACAAAUAUAAUUGACUAGU